Molecule: messenger RNA, 2055 nt
Organism: Effrenium voratum
Lineage: Eukaryota; Dinophyceae; Suessiales; Symbiodiniaceae
Source: the annotation of a GenBank genome assembly
AUGACGUGCGAUCUAGAAGAGGAGCUGGUCUUCACCUUGGAAAUCGGGUUGCUGCCCAAGGCACGCCCCUCCAAUUGGAUCCAAUUCGUGCAGCCUAACAGCGUCGGCCUGGAGCUGGAUCAGCUCCAGCAGCGCCUGGAGGGUCUGAAGCGACGGGAGGCCGAGCUGCGCUUCGCGUUGCGCGCCCUGCGGCGCGCGGCCGCGCGGGGGGAAAUGCCAGUGCUGGGGACCACCGUGGAGUUGGAGGCGCUGGGCCGCGCGGAGGCCUCCGCCUGGGCGCAGGUCUUCGCGCAGCGCCCGGCGAAGGCUGCGGCGGCCAGGGAGGGGCACUGCGCGGAGGUCUGGGCCCAGCUGGCGGUGGCCGAAGGCCUGGAGCUGACGCCCGAGGUGCUGCGCGGGAUCCCUCAAGAAGGCAGCUUCGUGGGCGCUGUACUGUCGGCACUGACCCGGGAGGACCCCGCCUGCGAGGCCUGGGUCCGCAACUGCCUGCGUGGGGAGGUGCUAGACUCGCUGAAGCAGCUGUUGGGAGCGGAGCGCUUGCGCAGGAGGCCCUCCCGGUCCGCGCGGCUCAGCCGGGCCGGCUCGCAGCCGGGGAUCGGCAAGACGCGGUCGCAGGAGAUGCCGCAGCUGAGUGUGGCGGCCUUCAUCGGAGAGCCUGAGGAGGCUUUGCCGUCGCCCCCAUCCUCCCCAAAGGCAGCCAGAGAUGGCAGGGAGGUGGAGCUGGCGGAACCCGAGACGUGGCGACAGGAGUGGGGGCGGCGGAACACAGAUUUCCACCUUGCAGGUCGCGGCCCAGACAUUGGCUCCAUUGCGCGCGCGGUGGUACAGUCCUUGGUGCAGAAAGCGGAUGCGGCUCCGCCCCGGCUUUGCCGCCUGGCUGCUGCUCUGUCGGGCAUGGACAAGGGCCAGGAGGUUUUGGGUCGCUUGCUCCUGACGAACUGGCUGGCUCCGGCGUUGCUGAACCCGGGCCUGGCACUAGGCUUGGGCCUCGCGGAGAUCUGCCCCACGGGCGCGACGGAGGCCAGCCGUGCCAUGCUGACCGCGCUGGCCAAGCUGUUGGGCGCCGCUGUGGCAGGCGGCGACGAGGAGAAGCCGUUGCAGACCCUGUUGGAGUCUCUGGCCCGGCGUGCCCAAGUGGCGGCGGACCUGGAGGCUGACCUGCCAGCCUGCGUCGUUCUGUGGAGCAGCGAGCUGCAAGCGCUGGGCUCAAGCCUCUCCGAGUUCGCAGAGCUGCAGCUGAGCCCGGAGCUGUUGCGCCUCGUGGCCCGCAGGCCCUCUGGUUUGGGCAACUCAGCAGUGGUCUGCUGGUUGCGGCACGCCUCUGCGCCGAAGCGCCCCAGCGUGUCACCGAACCCGGAGGCUCCCUGCGAUGCGCUCAGAAAGAGCUUCGAGGGCCCGCCCAGCCGGCCCAGAGCCGUACAAGGGCCGGGAAACCUGCAGGGCGCUUUGUUGCUUCUGCGGCAGCUUUUGGCUGAGCCACGCCGCCUGUUCAGCAGGCGAAGAGAUGGCCCUCGGGGCGGCCCUGCGUGCGCAGCGCGGAAACGAGGAGUUAUUGCGGCAGCUGAAGAUCGAGCUUUUGGAGGAGGCCUUGGCGCCCCACUCGGAGCCGAGCUCCUCCAGCUCUGCGGCGCCGCAGGGGGCCGUGGCGGAGCAGGAGCUGUUCGACUCUCUCCAGGAGUCGCUGGAGAAGGACCGAGCGCACCUGGGGUGCCAGGUGCGCAAGCUGCGUGGCCUACGCCUGGCGGUGCGCCUGGCCGCACAGCGCUGCCUCGAGGUCACCCAGUGCCUGCGCCGCUGUGCCAAGGGCGCCUGGACACUGCGCUUCGGGCGAUGCCUGCAGAUGCUUUGGGAGGGCCACGAAUCUCUGCCGGAGCUCUGCGUGGUGGCGCCCCCGAGCAUGAGCGCGCGGCGAACAAGUCCCAGGCGCCACAGAGGUCUCUUUGGCGUGUUCGGACAGGAGGAGCGCUCCGGCUUACCAUCCAAGGUCCGAGUGGUGCACCGAAGCUCCUGCCCUUACCAUCGCUUGGCGGCGGUGGGCGCAAGCAUCGGUGUUGA